Messenger RNA from Penicillium angulare, 414 nucleotides. RefSeq names its product mitochondrial 54S ribosomal protein mL43. Gene Ontology annotation, biological process: mitochondrial translation. Gene Ontology annotation, molecular function: structural constituent of ribosome. Lineage: Eukaryota; Fungi; Ascomycota; Eurotiomycetes; Eurotiales; Aspergillaceae. Gene Ontology annotation, cellular component: mitochondrial large ribosomal subunit. The coding region runs from base 1 to 414 and encodes 137 amino acids. The transcript is spliced from 3 exons. The record is from RefSeq and is a predicted model, not a curated record.
AUGCCAGUUCAAGGUUUACGGACGGUCGCGGCGGCCAGGAAUGGUGUCGGGGCUUUUAUCCUUCAAUGCAAGCGUCUCGACUUUAACUACUGCACUCAUGGUGGCAGCUCUCGCGGAAUGCUCGCCUUCUUGACCCAGACCCUCCCUGAUUUCGCCCGCGAAAACCCCCAGAUUGAAAUCCGAGUAGCACCUCGACACAACAAGCACCCUGUAAUCAAGGGCCAGUACAUCAACGGCAAAGAGAAGGCAAUCUGUGUACGGAACAUGGAGCCCGGCGAGAUCCUUAAGAAAGCAAUGAUCCUUAAGGACGCGAGUGGAGACAAGUUGAAGCGGACUAAGAAGCCGGUGACGAGUCUUAACGAGAGUGUGCGUGGUAUCUGGUCGCCAUACCACGGUGAUAUGCGUGGUGUAUAG